AUGAAAUGCUCCGAAGACAUGGUGAAAUCGAUUCAAGAUGGAAAAUUGAUCGACUUCAAUGCGAUUGCUCCAACACUGAAUGCUCCAAUUCAAACUGAAGCUGUUGCAAGAGAAACAGAGAUGGCCCAAAACAAGAUUCUUUAUUCUGCAAAGCUCGACGAGAAGAUGCGAAGAUCAGCCUACUUUGAAACGAAUAAGCAAACUGUGAAGUCAAAUAUCAUGCUGAAGUUUGUGACAAAGGCAAUGGAUAUCAAGCUUUGA
Messenger RNA from Cylindrotheca closterium, 261 nucleotides. Lineage: Eukaryota; Bacillariophyta; Bacillariophyceae; Bacillariales; Bacillariaceae. The record is from the annotation of a GenBank genome assembly.